CGGGUGCACGCGGAAGCUGACGGGGCUCGGCGGUGGGGGAGCGGGAACGGUGUAGUCGCGGUCCUGGAUGGUGUGCGAUACGGACAUGGUGGACUUUGAUGCGAGGGAGUUGUUCAGGCUGGCGUAGAGGUCCUGCGACGAGAAGACCUGGAGGCUGCUGCGGCCGGGCGCAACCGGGAUCGGCAUGGCUAGUUGGCUGGGCAUCUUUGCAAGUGUCGCUGAGAAGAAGCUGAGAAAGGAGUCAGCAAUAUGCAACUGGCAGCAAGCAAUCUCGGCGACGACGCUCCGUGCAAUGUUGGCGAGAUGCCGAGGUAUGACGCACGGAUCCGGAUGUCGCACGUGUGCGAGAUGGAGCCGGCGCACCGAGCGGAUAUGACAGUGGAUGGUGGCGAAGAUUGGGAGCAGUCGUCACUGACAGACAGCUGAAAACUGAACUGGACCACGUAGAGGCUGAGGUUGAAAGGCGUAGUUCUAUUCCUGGAUGGACUGUUUGGUGGUGUCGGGUGGAAGCAGAGCUGGUGGUGAUGGUGGAUGGAGACUCUGGAGUGGGGUCUGAAGAGCAGCCGGGUGGGUUUGGUGUUUGGUGUUGGCUCAAGUUGGGGUUGGUAUAGCUUGCAGACGCCAGCAGUGAGAUGGAUGUGGGCAGGAGAUAAGAAAAGGGCGGGACGGUUGUGUUGGGGGAAGCAAACGGACGGUGUGGGCAGGUGCGAGAGGGAGGCGGGAUGGCGUCCAUAUAUGGAGGGCACCAAGUACACUGGACCGCCUUUGUAAUGAAAGGUGAGGGUCGUCCGUGCCGUCGUCAAUGCCCCCCGUCCGCUCCAUCCCUUUGGAGCUGCUUCUGUGUGUGUGUGCGACCUGUCUAGGGUCUACGUCUACGAAUACGUCCUCGCCGCCCAUCGCUGUGGGGUGGGAAGCUGCGGAAACGGGGCGUUCCUUCCCCAUGCUUUUUUGUUGAAGAAGGUGCGGUGCAGCAGCGCGCGAUGUGAGCAGCGCGGCACGACUGGUGGUGGUGGUGGUGGUGGUGGGCGCUACUUGGACGCCC
Gaeumannomyces tritici R3-111a-1 is the source of this 1042-nucleotide messenger RNA. RefSeq lists its product as hypothetical. Lineage: Eukaryota; Fungi; Ascomycota; Sordariomycetes; Magnaporthales; Magnaporthaceae. The record is from RefSeq and is a predicted model, not a curated record. The coding region runs from base 532 to 771 and encodes 79 amino acids. The transcript has a single exon.